Messenger RNA from Alternaria hordeiaustralica, 1101 nucleotides. RefSeq lists its product as uncharacterized. The coding region runs from base 1 to 1101 and encodes 366 amino acids. Lineage: Eukaryota; Fungi; Ascomycota; Dothideomycetes; Pleosporales; Pleosporaceae. The record is from RefSeq and is a predicted model, not a curated record. The transcript has 3 exons.
AUGACUGAGCCCGUCGAAGUCAGAGAUUCUGCUCAGUCCAAGCCAGUGCAACCCCCAAACAAUCUUGGCCAGGAAGUUGAUACAGAUCCGACACCUGGUAACACCACUACUUCCCCCACAUCAGGACCAGCACGCAAAUAUCUGACCUUGAAGCCCCUGAAGAAGCUCGAUCUGCCUCAUCACCCGUCACAUGAUAAUGCUAGUUCAGAUCAUCAUGUCACUUUAGCCCAGUUCCUCGACGAUAUUCUCAACGAGGUACAAGGAAUCAACUUUGACGAAGGGUUUGAGAAGCGUGGAACCUGGAGCCCCGACAAUGGACACGUGAUGAUGCCGCCACUGAAUGCUACAGGGAGCAGCGAUAUGGUUCCAGUCCCAGUCUCGGUCGAGAAGCGUAUCAAAGACUUGAACCAAGCCAGUUGGAUGGCUAGAACCUCCACCCACAGCAACGCUCAUGUCAAGUUCUCAGAAUUGGGAGAUCUUUUGGCGAAAGAUCACAGCCGUAACGAAGCUGCAUAUACCCCGAGUGUUUUCGAUGCGGUUGAGCUAUUGAGAUGGGAUCCUGAAGAAGCGUCGAGAGCCGUGAAUCACCACAAGGAGGUUCAUAGCGUGGAAAUGUUCAUAGUCACCAUGAACAAGUACGAAGGAGAAAGCCCCUCCGAGCUCGCUUCGUCCUUUACUGUUCAGCUUCCAAUUGAUUAUGCAUCAUUCGGCGAUGUCAAGAUCAUGCAAGAGAGGAGUCGGAUGGAAACGAAAGGAUCUUCGCAACUCUACCGAUUCCCGUCGAAUAUCGGGCCAGACUCAACACCUGACGCAAAGCAGAAGCAGCGUCAGGGGAAGAAGUUGACAGAAGGAACCUACGUCUCGUUGGAGAGGCUAAUUGGCGCAUCGAGAACACGUGGUGAUGAGGAUGCUGCGCAGCAAGCAGAGUCGCCCGAUAGCGACCGUCAUCGUUGGGAUAUGAUGACGUUGAGUACCGCGGGGGGCAUGCCGAAAAAGGCACCAAAGGGCAUCCAACAGAAGGAAACAUUGGAGGCGAUUGCGAUGGACGUGGAGUAUGUUCUGUCGUAUAUCGCGGAUCAAAGACGGAAGAGCAAGACUUGA